Folsomia candida is the source of this 558-nucleotide messenger RNA. RefSeq lists its product as uncharacterized. Bases 81 to 509 code for a protein of 142 amino acids. Lineage: Eukaryota; Metazoa; Arthropoda; Collembola; Entomobryomorpha; Isotomidae. The record is from RefSeq and is a predicted model, not a curated record. The transcript has 2 exons.
GGAUUACAGCAUUCGUUCGCAAAGGGUCGUCCAGUUUGCUUACUUAGAGGAACUAAUUUUUUUUUAAGUUUCCAGGAAACAUGAAGCUCUUCGCAAUUAUCUUGCUAUCCAUGGUGGGAUCUGCGGUUGGGGGAGUCGUUAGUUACGAGAGAUGCGGCGGUGUAGGAACGCUUACGCAACUUAGAGUAGAAAAUUGCAAUGGAACAACUUGCCGUCUGAAUCCGGGCACUCCAUACCUAGCUGAAGGAGACCUGAUCCCGAGCACCGCCUCAAGCCAACUGCACCUCAGGGUCACAACUACUUAUUUCACUGGAGAACUAGUUAUCAUCGAUACUGACCUGGACAACCCAUCCGUACAGCCAGGACUAACUUACGUAAUCAAGUUCACCAUUGUUCCAAAUGAUGUAUUGGCCGGAAGUACGCUUCCCAUUAGGGCGGCGAUUUCAGAUGUGACUUCUGGACGUGUGGAGAUUUGUGCACAUUUCCAAGUCUUUAUAAAUUUUCUCUAAUAAAUAUGUACCUACGUACCACAAAUAAUAAUCCUUUUUUCUACGACUA